CUGAACUCCUUGAAGAGGGGAGUCAUCUCAUGAGGUGUAUUGCACACCGAUUGUAUAUAACCAUACCUUUCAGACUUAGCCGCUUAUUUACCAAAAUCUAUCAAUAUCCUGAAGUUCAUGUAGUGCAGUUUUUGUGGGUCCUUAUGUGAUUUUUUCCAAUUGGAUUAACAUGUGGUCGAGACAGAUAUUUGUUGCAAUCCUAUGCACUUUUGUGGUAUGGCAACAAGUUGCUGCUGUAGUCAACAAUAAUCCAUCAUCAGUAGAAAAAUCAAGCCCAGUACCUGCCGAUAAUCCGGAAGAGAGUAAAGAAAAAGUAGAAGAUGAUACACAAGCUGCAGCGACAGAAGACAAAGGAAAUAGAAGGGAGGCGACUCUAGGUGAUACAUAUGGAGCACCAGUCCCUGUACCACUUGAUUCUUAUUUACCAGCUGAACCUAGCAAUACCAAUUUUCCAGUACCGGUAUAUGGAGUACCGGAAUCUCAAUCUAAUAGUAUAGUUUAUCCGGAACCGCCUCCUGAUAUACCUCCAGCAAUUUCCGUACCCUCUUCUUCAUAUGGAUUACCAUCCAUAUCUAAUUCUUACGGGCCUCCACAAAAAGUUAAUUUUCUACCACAUGGUAAUUCAUAUGCACCACUCAGCAAUAAUUUUGGACCAUCUAGUAAUACUUAUGGACCACCUAGAACCCAAUCGUUUGGACCGCCUAGUAAUACGUAUGGACCUCCAAAAUUUUUAGGACCUGUACGAAAGCCUGUCUAUGGACCGCCUCGUUCACAGUAUGGCCCACCUGGUAAACCAGUACCAAGUAAUAAGUAUGGAUUUAAGCCACCGUACAAAAAUAAUUUUGGAUUUGGUAGCGGUAAAUUCUCAAAUAAACCACUUUCAACAUAUGGUCCUCCAGUAGGUUAUUUUAAAGAUAAUUAUAGUCCUAUUAAAUUCACUUCAAAUUUCAAUUCAAAUAAUUUUCAAUCUCAUGACGAUUCAUUCGGCCAAUUUGGAUCCGGAGGAGUGAAUAAUAAAUAUGGACCUCCAACUUUUGACUUAGGAGGUGGUAAAGGAAUUUCUAGUCAGUAUGGGGUUCCUGAUAUAAAUUUUUCAAAUCAAGGUGGAGGUAAUUUAAUUUCUUCUCAAUAUGGACCUCCAAAUAAUAACAUACUUGGUUCUCCUAAGCCUCAGUAUGGGCCUCCCCAGGCUCAAUAUGGACCUCCCCAGGCUCAGUAUGGACCUCCCCAGGCUCAGUAUGGACCUCCCCAGGCCCAGUAUGGACCUCCCCAGUCCCAGUAUGGGCCUCCCCAGCCAUCACCACAUCCUAGACCACCACAUCCUGGUGCUCCUGCACCACCUACUCCUCCAGAUAUUAAAUACGAUGGUUGGCAACCGAUACCUGGACUAAUAUCAAGAGUACCUUCUCCUGAGUAUGGUGUACCUUCUGGAAAUCAUCAACAUGUUGAAGGUGGCGAUCUUAGUUAUAAUAAAGAUUUAUCACCCCCACCUUUAGAUGGCAGACAUACCGAACAUCAGUCUAACAGUGAUGGUUCUUUAGCUAAUCUUGAAUUAGAGAAUUCUUACGGACCACCACAACCACCACAAAAGGCAGUGAGUGACUCAUAUGGCGCUCCUCUCAAUACAGUUACAGGAUCAGGAGGAAUAGUGAGUACGUCUGGAGAGGAGGCACAUGGACAUCGUAACAACCAUAAUGAACAUAAUCACCAUGUUGGCUUGAAUAAUGAACAUAAUCACCAUGUUGGCUUGAAUAAUGAACACAAUCACCAUGUUGGCUUAAAUAUUGGUUUAUCAACAGUUGGAAUAUCAGGACAAAAUGUGGACGCUAUAAAAAGUAUAGGUUAUGAAAUUUUCCCUGGCGGAUCUUCUUCUUAUCCAGGAGGGCAGCCUUCUAAUACAUAUGGAGCUCCACCUACCAAUUCUUAUGCAUCAUCACAUUCCUAUAGUAAUGUUAACUUUGGAUCAUCACAUUCUCAUAACUCGUUCAAUUCGCAUAAGACUCUUGGACAUAAAGGUUUCUCAUCUAAUUCAGGGAUAGGGUUAAUUCCUCCAAGUGGAAUAUAUGGAGCACCUAGUGGAUCAUACGGAACACCAUUGUUUUCUAAAGGUCCUUCCUCUUAUCUACCACCUAAGCCUUCUAAAGGUUUUGGUCAUCAUGGCCCAUCAAACCUAUUUGGUCCAAGUUCACAUUCAUCUGUGUCAUUCCAAAAUGUUAAUCAUGGAUCAUCAAGCUAUAACAAUAUUGGAUCCUCGUCAGGUUAUACCAGUUACAAUGCUCCUCUUAAUAUUGUUGAUGGUUCGUAUAAUAUACCUCAAGGAUCUCAGUUAGGUAGUAAUCUAGUCAGUUUGGAUUACAGCCAUCCAGGUUUAACAAUAGACCUGACCCAAAGUCACGGACAAACAAAUAAUUUUGCUAAUGCACCACACGAUUGCAAAUCUCAGUCUUUGCCAUCUCUUUCAUAUGGAGUACCUUCUGUAAACAGCUACACAGCAGCACUAUCUUCACUUACUACGAAUAUAGGACAUAGCGGAAGUGCCAUUUCAGGCUCUUAUGGUGUUCCAGAAUCCUUACCUAUUCCACAACAUCAAAUUGGAGUAGAACCUAAACCCCAUGAAACCUAUGGUGUUCCAGAUUUAACGGUUUCUCAUAGUCAGAAAGUAAGUUCGGAGGUGAAAGCUAAUUCUAUUGAAACGGAUACACUGAAUUCUGAAGGUAAAACUUAUGGUAAAUCAGUAGCUGCAAACUUUGGUCCCAGCAGCGAGUUGGUACAAUCCCAAAGUAUUGAUUUCAGUAAUAUUCCCCUACAAGGAGCACUAGGAUCAUACACUCUACAAAUACAAUCAGCCGAAGGAGGUCAGUCGCAAGUACCACAUGGGCAGGUCUUAAAUGAUGGUCUACUUCAAUCUAUACUAGCUGCUAUUGAGCAACCAAAAGGAUCAGCUUCAGGUCAACCCAUAAUACAAUUUCAGAAAAGUUUAGAACAACAGAACUUUGUAACAAAUGAUACAAUUUCUUCGGUUGUAGAGCAAUUGACUGAUGCUGAAAUUAGACAUUCAACACAGUUGGCUAGAGAUGAGAUACUGAAAACGUCUGAAGUAAAAGAUUCUGAAAUUAAUUAUCCUCCCAUGAAUGGCGAUGUAAAUAUAGCCUAUUCUUCUCCUAGUAGUGACGUUCAAAUUCAGUAUUCUCCAUCCUCGAGUGAUCAAGAUAUUCAGUAUUCUCCGUCCUCGAGUGAUGAAACUAUUCAGUAUUCUUCAUCUUCAAGUGAUCAAGAUACUCAGUAUUCCUCUCCUACUCAAUAUAUAAUAACUGCAUCUGAUGAUGUUAAUGAAGACAAAAACGUCGAAAAUAAUGAAGUAAAUUCAGAAGACUCGGAAACCCCAGUGUUACAAGACAAUGGUAUAGCUUUAUAUUUCAACAACAACCAACGAUUAAAGAAAGAAACUGACGAGAGUGCUACUGGUGAACAAAAAUUUGAAAAAACUAGUGAGCGCAAUGAAUAAAAAAACAAUUUUCAUCUUUUAGACUGUAUAAUUGCUCAAAAAUAUUCGUGAAUUUUUUGGUGUCACUAAAACAACGUAGAACUUGAGUGUUUAGUGUCUUUUUGAAAUUUUAUAAUUCGAUUUCCUCUAUUUAUUUCUUAAUUAAUUAUUUAUUUAUUUU
Psylliodes chrysocephalus is the source of this 3665-nucleotide messenger RNA. NCBI's taxonomy places the organism in Eukaryota, Metazoa, Arthropoda, Insecta, Coleoptera, Chrysomelidae. The record is from the annotation of a GenBank genome assembly.